Debaryomyces fabryi is the source of this 1959-nucleotide messenger RNA. RefSeq lists its product as uncharacterized. The coding region runs from base 1 to 1959 and encodes 652 amino acids. The record is from RefSeq and is a predicted model, not a curated record. Gene Ontology annotation, cellular component: mitochondrion. The transcript has a single exon. Gene Ontology annotation, biological process: mitochondrial gene expression; mitochondrial proton-transporting ATP synthase complex assembly; mRNA stabilization. NCBI's taxonomy places the organism in Eukaryota, Fungi, Ascomycota, Pichiomycetes, Serinales, Debaryomycetaceae.
AUGGCGAACUUAUUGGGUUAUGUGGGCCGCCGAGGUGUCCCAAACGUUAUUCGUCGAUUUAGCGGCGGACGAUUUAUUGGUGCUACACAUUUCAGGUGUUAUUCAGCGGGUCAGAAUUCGAAAUUAAACUUAACUGAAUCGACUGGGGAAGAUCCAAGCGAAAUUCAGAAGGUAUCAGAAGGAAGUUUGAAUGAGGUAAAACGAGACUUUUCCACCACUGAAAAUGAAGCGGAAGAGUCCGUUCCCUGGUAUUUGCGUGAUGAUUCGUCGUCUCCCUUAUUGGAAACUAAGAAGGUUGAAUUGCCUGUCGUUCCAGAUCAUGCACCCACGACAGUUCAGACAUUUUUGGAGCUACUUUCAGAUGAAUAUGGUUUAGAGGAUAUUGAAUUAUUUGACUUGACGCAAUUAGGUCCUGAAAAUGAGUAUCAUGCAGACAACCAACCAUCUGACUAUAUGAUUAUUUGCACUGGAAAAUCUGAAAAACACAUAUAUAAGGCAUCCAAUGAACUCAGAACGUACAUAAAGCAUAAUUUUGAGUUGAUUCCUAAGAUCGAAGGAAUGGCUUCGAAUAGCAAGACUCCGGCUGCGCGUCGACGUAUGCUUAGAAGGGCUAGAAAAGGGCCUCUUGCAACCGACAAUGAUUAUGGCAGAACACCAAAUAGUUGGGUUAUGUGUGAUACUGCGGUAAAUAAUAUAUGCAUACAUAUCUUGACCGAAAGUAGAAGAGACGAAUUGAAUUUAGAAAGUUUGUGGUGUCGGGAAGAGGAUAUAGAAAAAUACUCGAGGUCGGAGUCCGCCGCAGAAGAAUCUGAUGAUAUCUUUAUUGGUAUUAGAAGGUUCCAUACAAUGACUCCUUUUGCAAGACAUUAUCAACAAACUCGUUUAUACUCAUCAUCGUCGUCAAAUGAAGCAUUGGAAGCCUCUCUCCAUAAAUUGUCAGUGGGAAAUUUAACAACCGAAGACUUAAAACAACAAAUCAAGAGUUUUGAAGCUGAUUUCCAUGAUCCAAGUAUAAAAGAUUAUAAUACCAGAUUCAACUUUUACAGAUCUAUUCACAUCCAAAACCCAGACGUUGUAUCUUUCGACGAAUUAACUUUUAUACUUUUAGAUAAGUAUAGUUCCUUAAAGAUAAUAUUGAAUAAUGACAUAGAUGUAUCAAAAGAAAGAAUUCAAGAUACUGUUGAUUUCAUGAAGUUGUUGAUUGACUCACCUGAAAUUAGAAGACAAUUUGACUUAUCUAAUUCAAAAGGAGUCAAUGCUUACGCUGACGAAUUAUAUGAUACGUUGUCCCAAUUUUUGUCCACUUUAUUCCGGUUUUCGAAGGAACAAAUCGACAUAUCUCGCCAUCCCGAAUUCCUUCCAUUGCUUUGGAGAUUAUCAUUCGUUCAAAAGAAAGAUACGGUAAUUGGUUCUCGAAUGAUCGAUGAUAUUAUCUAUCAAGAAGGUGAUAUUCCUAAUUUACCUGGUCAACCGUCUAUUUUCCAAGCAAAAAACAGGGCAAGAGACAUUUUAGAUUUAAUUAAUUACUACAAUCAAAAAAUAGAUGAAAAUGCUUUACCUACUAACUCCUUUAAGGAAUUACUCCUCUUCACAUAUGGUAAUGCUGGUGACUGGGCUAAAUUCUGGAAUACUUGGGAAGUAUCCUUUAAUUUGUUGAACAAUAGUAAGAUUGACAGCAAAUCGUCCAUUAAGAAUUGGGUGAGAUUGAUAGUUUAUUUGGCUAUUCGUAACGACAGAUCAGCAAUUGUUUACUUUUUGAAUAACUAUUGGAACUGUUCGACAUCCAUUGCAGGUUCCUUUAUUGACGAUUUUGAGUUGAAUAACAAUGCAUUUAGCUCUGAUGAGGAAAAACGGAGUUUCAAGAGCUCGGUCAACAAAAUGCUCAAUUCGAUUAAUAAUGAAAAUGAAGGUAAUCCAAGUUUUUCAAACGUGAAAGAGUUUGUAGAUAGUCUAGAAUAA